Choloepus didactylus (southern two-toed sloth) is the source of this 4224-nucleotide messenger RNA. RefSeq names its product ERCC excision repair 2, TFIIH core complex helicase subunit (gene ERCC2). Lineage: Eukaryota; Metazoa; Chordata; Mammalia; Pilosa; Megalonychidae. The coding region runs from base 315 to 2474 and encodes 719 amino acids. Gene Ontology annotation, biological process: nucleotide-excision repair; transcription by RNA polymerase II; positive regulation of mitotic recombination. The transcript is spliced from 22 exons. The record is from RefSeq and is a predicted model, not a curated record. Gene Ontology annotation, cellular component: nucleus. Gene Ontology annotation, molecular function: ATP binding; damaged DNA binding; DNA helicase activity.
GGCCGCUGCCCGUUUGACUGGGAUUACAGAACGUCUAGGCCACGAAAACCCCAGGAUUUUCGACAUCUGAGGCCUUGGGGGAAUCCAGGACUCUAAAUCCAGCCUCCCAAUCACCUAACCUAAUAGCAGCUAAUAACAGCAGCAGCUAACUUCAAAGGGUAAACGUCCCGGCGGUUAGGAAUGGACGGACUUCUUUUGAAGUCUGCUGCCUGCUUGGAAUCCCGGACUCAACAAUCCACCAGCUGUGUGCCCUCCGGGGAGUCACUUAACUUCCCUGUUCCACUGUUUCCUCCGCUGGUCAUGGAGUCUUGGAGAUGCCGUCGGGCACUGGGAAGACAGUGUCCCUAUUGGCCCUGAUCAUAGCAUACCAGCGGGCAUACCCGCUGGAGGUGACCAAACUCAUCUACUGCUCGAGGACUGUGCCCGAGAUCGAGAAGGUGAUUGAAGAGCUGCGCAAGUUGCUCAAUUUCUACGAGAAGCAAGAGGGCGAGAAGCUGUCGUUCUUGGGACUAGCUCUCAGCUCCCGCAAGAACCUGUGUAUUCACCCUGAGGUGACGCCCCUGCGCUUCGGGAAGGACGUCGAUGGGAAGUGCCACAGCCUGACGGCCUCCUACAUUCGGGCUCAGCAUGAGCAGGACCCCAGCCUGCCCCACUGCCGCUUCUAUGAGGAAUUUGAUGCCCACGGGCGCCAGGUGCCCCUCACUGCUGGCAUCUACAACCUGGAUGACCUGAAGUCCCUGGGGCGGCGCCAGGGGUGGUGCCCGUACUUCCUGGCCCGCUAUUCGAUCCUGCAUGCCAACGUGGUGGUCUACAGCUACCACUACCUCCUGGACCCGAAGAUCGCAGACCUGGUGUCCAAGGAGCUGGCCCGCAAGGCCGUGGUGGUCUUUGACGAGGCCCACAACAUUGAUAAUGUCUGCAUUGACUCCAUGAGUGUCAACAUCAACCGCCGGACCCUUGACCGUUGCCAGGGCAACCUGGAGACCCUGCAGAAGACGGUGCUCAGGAUCAAAGAGACGGACGAGCAGCGUCUGCGGGACGAGUACCGGCGCCUGGUGGAGGGGCUGCGGGAGGCCAGUGCCGCCCGGGAGACUGACGCCCACCUGGCCAACCCCGUGCUGCCCGACGAGGUGCUGCAGGAGGCCGUGCCGGGCUCCAUCCGCACCGCCGAGCACUUCCUGGGCUUCCUGCGCCGGCUGCUGGAGUACGUCAAGUGGCGGUUGCGGGUGCAGCACGUGGUGCAGGAGAGCCCCCCCGCCUUCCUGAGCGGCCUGGCCCAGCGCGUUUGCAUCCAGCGCAAGCCGCUCAGAUUCUGCGCCGAACGCCUGCGCUCCCUCCUGCACACCCUGGAGAUCGCCGACCUUGCCGACUUCUCCCCGCUCACCCUCCUGGCUAACUUUGCCACCCUGGUCAGCACCUACGCCAAGGGCUUUACCAUCAUCAUCGAGCCCUUUGAUGACAGGACCCCAACCAUCGCCAACCCCAUCCUGCACUUCAGCUGCAUGGACGCCUCGCUGGCCAUCAAGCCGGUGUUCGAGCGCUUCCAGUCCGUCAUCAUCACGUCCGGGACACUGUCCCCACUGGACAUCUACCCCAAGAUUCUGGACUUCCACCCCGUCACCAUGGCAACCUUCACCAUGACGCUGGCCAGGGUCUGCCUCUGCCCCAUGAUCAUUGGCCGUGGCAAUGACCAGGUGGCCAUCAGCUCCAAAUUUGAGACCCGGGAAGACAUUGCGGUGAUCCGGAACUAUGGAAACCUCCUGCUGGAGAUGUCCGCUGUGGUUCCCGACGGCAUUGUGGCCUUCUUCACCAGCUACCAGUACAUGGAGAGCACCGUGGCUUCCUGGUACGAGCAGGGCAUCCUAGAAAACAUCCAGAGGAACAAGCUGCUCUUCAUAGAGACCCAGGAUGGGGCUGAGACCAGCGUCGCCCUGGAGAAGUACCAGGAGGCCUGCGAGAACGGCCGUGGGGCCAUCCUGCUUUCAGUGGCCCGUGGCAAGGUGUCAGAGGGAAUCGACUUUGUGCACCACUACGGGAGGGCCGUCAUCAUGUUUGGGGUCCCCUACGUCUACACCCAGAGCCGCAUUCUCAAGGCGCGGCUGGAGUACCUGCGGGACCAGUUCCAGAUCCGCGAGAACGACUUCCUGACCUUCGACGCCAUGCGGCACGCGGCCCAGUGUGUGGGGCGCGCCAUCCGGGGGAAGACUGACUACGGCCUCAUGGUCUUCGCCGACAAGCGGUUUGCCCGGGCGGACAAGCGGGGGAAGCUGCCGCGCUGGAUCCAGGAGCACCUCACGGACGCCAACCUCAACCUGACCGUGGAUGAGGGCGUCCAGGUGGCCAAGUACUUCCUGCGGCAGAUGGCGCAGCCCUUCCACCGGGAGGAUCAGCUGGGCCUGUCCCUGCUCAGCCUGGAGCAGCUGGAGUCCGAGGAGACGCUGCGGAGGAUAGAGCAGAUCGCCCAGCAGCUGUGAACCUGUGGGCCCUCCUGCUGGCCCUGGGUCCCGGCGGGGCAGGGGCGGCGCUCAGAGGUCCCUUCGGGCAGUGUCAGGCCGACGCUCCUUGUUGCCAAAUCUGCAGCCUUUAAUGGCGGGAGAGGGCACUGGGGGAGCCCCGUACAGCAGGGACCUCGAGAGGUGGGAGCGAGGCAGGGGGACGGGGGAGGCCUCCACCACCCACCACCCCCGCCUCUCCCUGAGACGCGGUGUCCACAGAGGUCCCGCUGGCCUUAGCGGGGGCCCAGGUCCUGGGUGCUGGCACUGAGGGUCCGGGGGGCCUUGCUCAGGUGCCUGGUGGGGAACUGGGGACGGGCACAGGGGGCAGGUAAGGGACGGGUGCCGCCUCUGCUCCAUGUCCCCACUUGUACCCCCACCCCCGGCCCACCUCAACCCGCCCUGCCCCUCCCCUGGCCCCAGGUCCACCCAUUUCCCCACUUCCACUCCCUGGCCCCGAGUCCAUCCCCCUGCCCCAUCCCGCCUGACUAAGCCCAUCCCUCCCCCUGCCUCUACUCCGAGUACAGCCCAUCCCCUGUCCUGUGCUCAGGUCCUUUCCAACUUCCAGCCUGACACCCCCCCGGCUCCUAAUGCCAUUGCCAGCCACCACGUCCGCCCCCUCCCCACACUCCAUCAUUGACCCCGUGUCCCUGUCCCCCCUCACCUGCGUGCCAGCAGCCCUCAGGCCGUCCGUGUUGAGCAUGUUGAGCGACACAGCUCUCUUCAUCCUGCACAGGAGGGGCAGGUGGGAAACGAGUCACUCCCCCUGGAGAAACCUCUCCCACACGGGGUGUGAGCGCUGUGUGUCACAGCAGGAGAUGGGAGCCAUGGAAGGUUCUUUGGCAGGACAGAGAGGGGCAGAGCUAAAGAUGCUGUACCGGCAGGGCUCUUCGCUGGCUUGAUCUGACACUCACCCGGCUGCUCCUGCCACCCCCUCGCCUCGGAGCCGGGAGACCAGCUUCUCACUACCACGCCGGAUGGACUCACGGAGCUUGGAGAAUGAGCUGCUCCGACGCAGGGCCUGGGAAGGGGCCGGGGACGCUGGUCAGGCCCCCCCCCCACCCCCGGUCCAGUCCAACCUGUCCCCAGCCCCCCAGGGCGCCAAAGCAAAGCCCAUCCUCACCUGCUGUUGUGCGUUACCGGCAGUGUCUAUGUUGGGGGCUCCUGGGGGAACAGAUGGGGGCAUCAGGGUAGGGAUGGGGGCUUGAGAAGCCUCUGGCGAGGGCAGUGGGGGUGGGGACUCACCAAGGGGGGCAGGCAGGUCCUCCCUGCUGAGGAUCUCUUUGUAUAGCUCCUCUGCUUGCUGGUACUUGUUCUGUUUCAGAUAGGCUGAGGCCUGCGGGGAGGGCAAGGCCCAAGUGAACGGGGCUCAGACCUGGGGAGCUCCCCGAUGUCCCCCACCCUGGGCACUGGUGUCCAGCAUCCCUUUCUGAGGUGCACACUUGCUUGUGCCCCUCGCCUGCCGGAAGCUGUGCUGUGCCUCCCAGUGCCCUCAGGAAGCAGCCCCGGCUCGCCCUGCACCCAAGGCCUUGCCCUGCACCCCACCCCAUUUCCUGGCUGGGUGACCUGGGGCAGGUGACUUCCUGUCUCUGAGCCUGUUUUCUCAUCUGCAAAAUAGGGGCAACAGCAGCUCCUACCUCACAGGGUCUUGUAAGAAAUAAAAUGCUGCAAGGAGAGAACUCACAAAGGGGUUUAGCACGUGUUAAGAGCUGAAUAAAUAUUUGAUGCUGUC